Molecule: messenger RNA, 5190 nt
Organism: Paramecium tetraurelia
Lineage: Eukaryota; Ciliophora; Oligohymenophorea; Peniculida; Parameciidae
Exons: 7
Molecular function (GO): protein binding
Source: RefSeq, a predicted model, not a curated record
AUGUAAUUUUAAUAAUUAUCCAAGUCUUCACCUUCUAAGAAUUCUACACAAAAAAAAACUAUAUUUCAUUAAGAAAAGCAAAGUUAGGAUGGGCAAGAGAAAGAAGAGAAGAACGAAAAAGCAGAAAUAGAUACUCAUACAACUAGAUUUGCAAAGUAAAUGAGAUUAAUGAUUCAUUAAUAACAAAAUGCGAAUUUGAGAGAAAGUAUUGCUAAUUUGAAAAAGAGAAAAACUUUGGAAGGUUUUUCAGGCGAGACACCAGUUUCAAUUCAGUAAUGUUUCUCUUUUCUAAAUUCCGCAAUUUAAAAUGCUAGAAGCUUAAGAUCGCUUGACCUAUCAGGUAUGGAAAUUGAUCCCCUGUUGGCUAUAGAGUUAGGAUAAGGACUCCAAAAAAAUUCUUCUUUAAAUGAAAUCAACCUUUCAGGAUGCAAGCUUAAUAGCUUUAGUUUAUAAUAUAUAUUUUCAUCGAUUGCAAAUCACUAAACUUUAUAAUCAAUCAAUUUGUUUAAUAACCAAGGCUUUAAUAUUGACCUUAUGAAUGAUAUUAAUCAAUUUGUUUUUAAAGGAAAGAAUAACCUUAAGAAAUUAAAAUUAACUCAUUGUAAUAUAUCUAGCACUGCUAUGAGUUACUUAUUGAGGAAUCUUAAAUAUUCUCGAUCAAUAAAUGCAAUAGAUAUUUCAAUGAUGUAGUUCACUACUGAUGUGUUAACCACUUUAGGCAUGGCUCUUUAGCAUUAUAAAGGUAAAAAGGUCUUAGAGUAUUUGAACAUUGGAGAUACUAAUAUAAGAAAUCAAGGUGUUGAAGUUUUGGCACAAGUAGUCGGUUGGAAUAUUAGGAAAAUUAAUUUGAAGGAACUGAACAUAAGAAGAAACUUUAUCAAUUAAAAGGGCGUUUAACAUCUUGAGCUAUUUUUAAGGAAAAUAAAUAACUUAUAAAAAUUGGAUUUAUCGUAAAAUUAAUUAGAGGAAUUUAGUUGUUAAAAUUUGUUAUCAAGAAAGAUGUAUGAAGUAAAUUUAAGUUCUAAUCUAAUUUCUUGUUUUCCUCAACAGUUCUUUUUGAACACUUUAGUUAUUAAUUUAACAAAUAACAAUAUAACAAAUCAAGGUGCCUUUCAAUUGUCAAGUAUACUAAGGUAGAAUCCGCUUUGGAUAGAACUCAAUCUUUCAAACAAUCAAAUAAAAAGUGAAGGAUUCAAUUCCCUGAUAUUUGGUCUUAGGGAUAACAAAAUGCUUAAGAAAUUUAUUGUAGCCAAUAAUAAUUUAGACGGGGAGGCUAUUAUUACUUAUAUGAUCAACCACGAAUAGGUUUACUUUGAACAUUUGGAUGUAUCUUAUAAUUUUAUAAGAUAUGCCUUAAUCUUUUUUUUAUUAAAAUUCAUAAAAAGUGGAUGUCUAAGAUGUCUUCGAUGUUCCUUUUAAUAAAAAUAAUAAAAUGAAGCAUGGGACAUUAACGUUAAUCCGACUUUAUUUCAUGAAGAGGAGAAGAUUACUAAAUCUGCUUAAAACUAAUUUUAAUUAAUAUCUUUUAAUUUAAGAGAGUUAGAUUUUUCAAAAAAUGAGAAUAUAUUUACACCUGUUAUUAGUUCGUUAGCAACAUAUUUUAAUAAAAUAGAAAUUCUGGAUUUGUCUUCUUGUAAACCUAUAACAGAGUAUGAUCUUGAUUUGCUGUGUACAUUUUUGAAAAAAUCCACUGUUGUUCAUGAUUUAAAUUUAAGGGAUUUAAAUAUUGGAAGUUUAAAUCUAGAAAGUGUGAAGAAAUUGAGGAACUCUAUUCUGAAUAGCAGUCUUAAGAAACUAAAUAUGAGCAAAAACUAUUUGUUCAAAUUAGCAAAGGCUUUUUAAGUAGAAGAAAUCAUAACAAACUAUAAACUAGAAAGUUUAGAUAUGAGUUAGAAUGGGAUUGAAUCCAGACAUACUAAUUAUAUUGAAAUUGUUUUAUCAUCCUAUAGAAAUUUGUAGUACCUAAAUCUAUCCCACAACAAUAUUGGUUUUACAGGUUUGAUAUCUAUCUCUAGAGUAUUGCAGGAGAAUAAGUGCAUAAAAAGUUUAAACGUUUCUAAUCAAAAAAUGAGUGCGGAUGAUUUGUUAAUCUUGAGUUCCAUAAUUUCUAAUGAAAACCUAUAGUUUUUAAAUAUCUCAGAUAAUCCUGGAAUUAAGAGACUUAAAACAUUUUUCAAUUUGUGUUAGACUGAAAAGAUGGAACUUUUAUAAUUAUCUUAGAUGCAUUUUGAUAAACCGAACUUUAGAAAUCUUAUAAAUAUAACUAAAAAACAAACAAGAAAUAUUUUAGGGAUCUCUCUCAAUCGUUGCAGUUUCAGAUUAAAUGAUUAUGAAAAAUUUGGAAAUUAAUUGCUAAAAUGUAAAAAAUUAUAAAUGCUAAGUAUGACAUACAACCCAUUAGUUUAUGUGGAUCUUAAUAAAACUGUAGCAAUAUUAAAUGCAUUGCCAAGCUUGAAAAUAUUAAAGCUUAAUUAAGUUACAUUUUCAGGAGAAACCUUCUGUAAUUUCAAAGAUUGGAUUUUGAGCCCAAAUAAUUGCAGUUUGAUCACACUAGAUAUUAGUGAAAAUGUAUUACGAUAAGAAUGGCUCGAUGAAUUAUGUAUUGGAAUUGGAGGCAAUAGAACUAUUUAACAUUUAUUUCUGAAUAAAUGCAAUUUAGGAAAAUAUAAUUUAGAUCCAUUAGGCUUAGCUAUUUCUAAGAACUCUACAAUAAGAAGAAUAUCAAUAGCUAAUAAUAAUAUAGUAGAUAAUUUAUGUAGCAGCAAAUUCGCAGCUGUCUCACAAUAUAACACUAUAUCAUUUGAAGAACUCAACUUAUCUGAUAAUCCCUUAGGAGAGAAAGAAUUAAUUCGAUUUUUUACUCCUCAAAUAUUUAAAAAUAGAUCAAAGUUAGUUGCAAUCAUAAAACAACUAAACUUAUCAAAUUGUAAGUUACAAAUAAGUUUUUUUUAAAAUCUAGUAAAAGUUCAUUAAAUUCAUAAGGAAUAGUUCUUAUUUUCUCAUAUCAUAAGUCUAUCCUUGAGUAGUAAUCAAUUAGAUGAUUCCGUUGGAGAAUUAUUACAAUAAACUAUAAUUUAAUCAACUUAACUAUAAGAGCUAUAUCUUUAAUAAAAUUUACUUACAAGUAAAGGAAUGAUUUAAAUCCUUGAGGGAAUAUUUGCUACAUAAACAAUUAAAACAAUAAAUAUUAGCAGUAAUAAUAUAGGAGAUGAGUUUGCAAUGAAAUUAGAUUCAUUAAAGAAUCAAAAAUGUUCGAUUGAGUUCUUGUUGUUAAGAGAUAAUAACUUUUAGAAAUAAGGUUUAAAAAUAUUAGCAUAAAUUCUAUCAUUUUAAAAGAACUUAUUUAUUGAUAAUAUUUGGUCUAACUUAGAUGAUGAGGAUGCAGAUAAUAUUUUAGAAUAAUAUACUAGAAUUUGCUAAAAGUAUCGUUUAGAUUAAUCAUCGUUGCCUUCCUUUUUAAAAGAAAUUUAAUUAUCAAAAUCAAAUCUAACAGAUAAAUUUUGCGAAUCCUUUGGUAAAUAUUAUCCACUUUUGGGGUUCAUAGAGUUUAUUGAUGUUUCAGAUAAUCCAUGCAUUACUAUGUAUGGAAAGGUAUAUUUAUUUUUCCAUUUAUUUGAUUACAGCUAUGAAAAGCAUUAAUUAAGAGCAUUACACAUUAGCGAUACUUAAGAAACUAGAAAAUUAUUUGAUGAUGGGUUACUGCGUUAUUUAACAUUGCGAGUGAGGAAUUAUCUUUUGCGUUAGACGAAAUAAAAUUUGAAAAAAUAGCAUCCUUUGUAAUAACAAAACAAUUCCGAAAAACAAACAUAAAAACUAUUUGGAGGUAUGUUAGGAUCAUGGCUAAUUCAUAUGGUUAAUAAACUGAUGAAGUACUUAGACUUGAUUGAACCUUAGAUUUUUAUAGUAAGCACUCUGUUUAUUGGUAAAUUUAGAAGGAAUAACAUCAAUAUUAAGAUAUUAGUUUUUCUAUUUUGGUUUGGAUUUGUUGUGGUAAAUAUUUCAUAAUUUUUCAAAUUAUUUAUAUAAGUUAAAGAUAAGAACCAAAGCUCAAUCUUCAAAGGAGAGUAGAAUAGACAAAUUACAAGUGCUAUUUACACAGAUUUAACUUACACCUUUAUAAUAGUGGGGACAAUAGUGAUUAUUGAAAUAUUACAAUUAAUCUUAACUGUGGCUUUGAGAAGAAAAAUCUAACCUGCAUUGCAAAUUAUACAUCCAAAAAUGUUGGAACAUUUAAGAGCUAGAUUUCCACAUAAGAGGGAAAUCUUUUUAAUGAUUUACUCCAUUUUUAGUAAAUCAAGCACUUUGGCUGAAAGAAUGUUUUUGGCUUCUUUAAUGAGUCUGAGCGAUGAUAUUAUAGAUGAAAAGAUUUCUAAAUAUCAGAUUCUAUUUAGCAUUGUAAUAUUUGCAAGAUUUGCUGACUCAUUUAUUAUAACCUUAAUAAAUUUAAUCAAAUUUAUAUCUGCCACACCAAGUGACGAUUAAGCCAAAUAUUUAUCCUUACUGUAAAGAAAUCUCUAUUAUUAAAAUUAUUUCGUUUCAAGUGAUGUUUUAGUCACUUUAUGCCCAGUUUAAGGGUAUCAAUUAACAAAAACAAUCAAAGUUAAUUAUGAAAUUAUUAUCGAAACAUAUAGGGUAUUUUUAAUGGAGUUAAUAUUAUUCAUAUUUAUUUGGAGUUUCUCCAGAAGUAAUCAUAUAGUUGAUUUGACAACUUUUAUCGAUCCAAAAUGGCCAACAUUGCGAAUAUGGAUGGCCUUUCUCUUUAUAAAAUGCAUAAUCUCGAUAAUUGUAUCCCUUUUUAAGAUUCUAACUGUCAGACCUGCUGUAGUAAAAUAAAAUGGGUUUAAUUAAGCAUUGGCGAUAAAGAGGUUCUACUAAAAUAAACAUUAAUUUGUCAAACCGCAAAACAUUUAAAUAGAAUAGAACCUGUAGAACAUUGAAUUCGAAUUAAGAACAAAAUAGUAAUAACAAAGCUAGUUCUCAAAAGAAUUAGAAUAACGCAGAGAAAUUAAAAUCUAAAAUAAAAUUCAAGAAAUAGAUUAGAUCGAGGAGGAAGAAUAAGAAAUUUUAUUAAGCAAAUAAAAUUCAAAUAUAGAUUAAUUAAAUAUUUCUUCUUACUCUGAUCUACCUUACUAGGACGCACCUCAGUCACCUUUAAGUAAUUAUCUUCCUAAAUUUAAAUUUAAUAUAUGA